Molecule: messenger RNA, 3074 nt
Organism: Bombyx mori (domestic silkworm)
Lineage: Eukaryota; Metazoa; Arthropoda; Insecta; Lepidoptera; Bombycidae
Exons: 2
Coding region: 509-2722 (737 amino acids)
Source: RefSeq, a predicted model, not a curated record
UAAAAUAAUCAAUGCUUAUUUAAACCCAGACAUGCUUUAUUGUGACUAUAAUACUAUAUUUUAUACAAAAUAUAAAAUUUUUUUGAGAGUACUUUCUCAACUUUAUUAGAUGAACAAACAAAGCCAAAUAUUAAUAUGUAAUGGCCAAUAUUGUAGCAAAAGUUGAUGCCUUAAAUAUUCUUAGCUUAUGGCAUAUUCAUUUUGAACAAAAACCGUUUACCUACUUGUUAAUCCAAAUCUUUGAUUUGCUUUACUUUCUUAGUUUUUAUUGUGCUUAUUUUUUUACAAAUUGGAAAUUCAUACACAUAUAUUCAUAUAUAUAAAUAAAAUCAAUAGAGAUUUUCCAAUUUCACACUUCUGAUUAGUACUGGUGGUAAUCCUAAAUAAUCAAAUUAUACUGUCUCUUAUUUAAAAAGUUAAAAAAUCUAUUCAACUUGAAAAUCACAUGGGCUAUGUAAUUUCAAGAAUGUCAGAAAACAAUUUAUAAUUAAAAUUUUCCAAAUCUAUAAUGGACACUACACCAUCAACAGAGAAUAAUAAGCGAGAACAAAGUACAGUAUCACAGAAUCUAGUAUUAAAUUCAAUACAGUCUACAGCUGCUGACAAUGAUGAAACAUUUUACGAUCAGGACAGUGGAAGGCUAGUCGGAACGCCCACAUUAUUAAAAACAAUACCAACAUCUAAACCCUCUUCUAAACAAACCUCACUGCAAGUUGUCACAAAGCUAUCACAAAAUACAGACUUAAUUUUAACACAGCCAAUGAUUACUGCUGAUACAGAAAAAUAUUCGGAUAUUCAAGGCAGCCUGCAAGUUCCUACUGCACAGGCAAUAUCAACAUCCAGACAUUCGUCUAAACAACCUUCUUUGCAAGUAAUUAAAAAAGAAAGCAAGAGUCCAAAGUCCUCCAUUGCACCACAAUCACCACCACAACUGGCCAAUUUCCUUCACAGUCCAAUCCCAACUGAUCAUAAUAUUUCGAUUGAAGUAUCUCAUAGAAAUUAUAAUGGCAGUGUCAGAUCUAAAUCACCAGAACAGAAGAGUCCAAAAAGCUUAAGUAUUAAAUCGGAAUACUUAGAAGAACGUAAAAUGGAGACAGAUCUUGAAACUAGAGAGCCAGAAGAAACUUCAGUCAAUAGAAAAUCGAAUGUGUCUGAAAAUAAAACUUCGAGAAGAUCUGAAAGCCCAAUAGGAUCUCCAGUGAUAACUAGCAAUAUUGAUAAAAUAGCCAAUAUGAGUAAAGUUCUUUCAAAUGAAGCAAAAGCUUUAAGACAAUCCAUUCGUAGUUUAUCCGAAGACAUAGCUAAAACUAAACAAGAAAUGUCCGAUCAACAAGAGGAAAACGUUAAUUUUCCCUAUCACCUGUUUUUGUUGGAAAUUAUCGUAAAUAAAAUUCACAUGAAAUGUGAUUGUUUCGACGUUGAUGGUAACAAUCUAGUUAUUUUGGCGACAUUUUUAGGAAAACAACCUAUUGUCCUUUACGAUACCAGUUACGGUAAAAUAUAUAACUUUACUAAACUAAAUUUGGGGAAGUCAAUAUUAUUUGCUAUGACCUACGAUAAAAUAUGUAGCAUCAAAGAUUUUGAAAUAACCAUACAAUUAACAAAACAGCCACCUUGCACCAGCUGUGUGACUAAAAUAGGACAGGCGUGUAUGGACUUAACUGUGGAAUUUGUGAAAUUACGCGAGGAAUUGUGUCGCAAAUGGUUGGCUGAACAGCCUGAUGAUAAUAUAAUGUGUACAACAUCGACACCAUUGUCCAAAAAUUUGUACCAUCUGUCUUGCGGUGACGAAGACCACAGGGACUCUAUUGGAGUUAUUGAGGUUUCGACAAGAAUGUCAUUCCUAGGAAAAGAAAUCAUGACUUCGUUUUGUGCUACUCCUAAACCUCAGGGCACGUCGUUUCUUUUGAAGCAGGAUAAUGGAAUGACAAUGUAUUCUUGUCAAAAAGUUGAAAUGGACGAUCAAGGCAAGAUACUUUUGGAUGAAAGUAGUUUAACAAAAAAAAGUUUACCCUGUGCGCAUCGCAAUCUUUCAUUCAUUGAAAGAAAUCAAAGGUGUCCGAGUCCAACAUCAAGCAUUCUGUCAUCUAAGAGAUCAUAUCAGCCGAUUCCGUAUUCACACUAUCAAAACGAGGUCCCUAAAUACGACGAGAUAUUUACAAAAAUUAAUGCGAACGAACUAAAAAUUCGUGUCCCAAAAACCACGAAGGUUGAACGAAUGGGAAAGUACGAUAGGAUACAGGAAUUGUGCUCCUGUGAAAAUACACCUUACAAUACAGGAGAUCAGAUACAAUUCCAGUUACCGAAAGAUUUCCAUAAUUCUGAUACUUACACUUCAAAUUUAAAAUACACUCAUAAAGGCUACGACAAUACUUGCGAUAAAAGGGACAGAAAAAUACUUAGCGUUACGCCAACUAACUGUCCGGUCCCUGUGGCCAUGGAGAAAAUAUUGCAUCCGCAGAAAGAUGUGUUCGUUUUAAAAAUUGGAAAAAAACUGGAAACAAAAGACAAGAAAACUGAAUUAGAAAUCGAACUAGUUACUCCAAAGGGGCCAACGGAAAAACGGAAUCUUGAUAAUAAUAUAAACGACAUUUCGCAACAGUGCAGUACUGUCGAACUGAACAAGAAACAAUCGAAAACAAGUAAUAAGAAAAAAAAUAAAACUAAAAAGGCAAAUAAAUCGAAGAAAGAAAUCAAAUCUAAAAAUAAAACAAAAAAAUAACUACACGACGAGUCAUUAUACUAACUGACACUAUUCUUGUUGAUAUAAAAUUGUACACUAGUUUUUAUAAAUACUGGCACAACGAAAUAAAACUUGUUUUUGAAACUGAACCAUUUUAUCUGUCUCAUCCAUUUAAUAUUAAGAUUUAAGAUCCUUAUCAUAAGAUGGACUUGUCUAGGCCACGGCACUAUAGGGUUUCUUCAACGUUUUUGUAAAACCAUUUGUCCACUCAUUUAAAAACUUAAGCCGAAUUUGAAAAUUCAAAUGUAUGUAUUAAUUAACAAAAAUGAAAAAUAAAUUCGUAUUUCAGCCGGUCUCGGAGAGUUCCGGAUUCGCGAUCUUAACGACGAAA